Molecule: messenger RNA, 2585 nt
Organism: Populus trichocarpa (black cottonwood)
Lineage: Eukaryota; Viridiplantae; Streptophyta; Magnoliopsida; Malpighiales; Salicaceae
Product: B3 domain-containing transcription factor ABI3
Exons: 6
Coding region: 20-2230 (736 amino acids)
Molecular function (GO): DNA binding; DNA-binding transcription factor activity
Source: RefSeq, a predicted model, not a curated record
GGGGGAGAGAGAGAGAGAGAUGAAGGGUUUGGAAGUGCAUGGUGAAGAUCGGCAUGAAGGGGUUGAAAAUGAAGGAAACCCUACUAUCGGGUUUGAUGCUAUGGAGGAAGAGCAAGAUAUCCUUGUUGAAGAUAAGGAGAUCUGGCUUGAGAGAGGGCAAGAAGAUCUGUUACAUGCGAGUGAUGUUUCGAUCUUCUAUGAAGACUUCCCUCCACUCCCAGAUUUUCCUUGCAUGUCUUCUUCUUCCUCUUCUUCAUCCACUCUGGCUCCUGUCAAUGCCAUAACUUCGUCGUCAUCUUCCUCUUGUUCUUCGUCAGCAUCCUCCUCUUCUUCAGCGGCUGCUUGGGCUGUUUUGAAGUCAGAGGCAGAAGAAGAUGUUGAAAAGAAUCAUCAACAUCGUAAUCACUGCUAUCAUCAUAACAAUAAUGAUGAUUUUAACAGUCAAGCGAUGGAUGAUCCGGUGGAUGUUUCUACAGCGGCCUUGUCUUCCACUUGCUCAAUGGAGGUCCCUCAGCCUCCUGAUCAAGCGAUGGAAUUAGGAAUUGAAUGCAUGGACGUGAUGGAGGAUUUCGGAUACAUAGAUCUGCUUGAGAGUAAUGAUUUCUUUGAUCCUUCAUCUAUAUUUCAUCCUGAUGAAGGCAUCUUUGAGGAGUUUCAAAUGGAGCAAAACGAACCACAAGAUCAGCUACAGCUUCAAUAUGAUGAACAAGCUGGAAAUGAAGAGAUUACAAAAGGCAAAAAUGAUCAGGAGGCCGACCACCAAGGAGGAAGAUCAGAUGAUCUGGCCAUGGUGUUUUUAGACUGGCUCAAGAGCAACAAAGAAACUGUUUCAGCUGAUGAUUUGAGGAGAGUCAAACUCAAGAAGACCACUAUAGAGUGUGCUGCUAGGCGUUUAGGUGGUGGUAAAGAAGGCAUGAAACAACUCUUGAAGCUCAUUCUCCAAUGGGUCCAAACGAAUCAUCUACAAAGAAGGCGCAUGAGAGAAUCAUCCUCCAACGUUAAUCUUCUCUAUCCAUACAAUCAAGACCCUCUUCAGAACCAAAACCCUAACCCUAAUUCAAAUCUCAACUGCAAUCCUAUACCAGCUGAUCAUUCAAACCCUUGCUUCACCCAGUCACCUUGGAACGUUGCACCCCCGCCAUAUCUUGCCGCAGAUCCGGCAACGGUCAUGCCAGGUUUUUCUCCCAUGGUUGGAUUUAUGGGUGACCCGUUUUCAAAUGGAUCUUCUAAUAUAAAUGGCCAUCCUUACGGGACUCCACAGGAUUGCAAUCACAUGCUUCAGUCCUAUCAAACAUGGCCUCCCUCACAAUUUCAUUCGGCUUCACACUUCAACUCAUUUGCAGACAAUAAUCUCCAGUCAGCUCAACCCCAGAAUCCUGCUUUUACCGGGUAUGGUAACCAGUACCCAUAUCAGUAUGUUCCGGCUAAUGGUGAUAACAGGUUGACGAGGUUAGGUUCCUCAGCUACAAAAGAGGCAAGGAAGAAGAGAAUGGCUAGGCAGAGAAGGUUUUUGUCUUACCACAGGAAUCAGAAUCAUCACAAUAUCCAGCACCAAAAUCAAGGCGCUGGCGAUCCGCAUGAAAGGCUCUCAGAUGAUCCCAAUGGUGCCCCAACAGGUCAAUCUAAUCCUGGUAGUUGGGUUUACUGGCCCACAGCUGCUGGUGGAGGUUCUGCUUCCACCACUGUGGAUGCACCGGUGGAUCGACCAGCCAUGCAAGCACAGACUAAUAAUCACCGGCAGGCCGCGGCCGAGAGGCGACAGGGAUGGAAACCUGAGAAGAACCUGAGGUUUCUCCUUCAGAAAGUGUUGAAGCAGAGUGAUGUGGGGAGUCUUGGGAGGAUAGUGUUGCCAAAGAAAGAAGCAGAAACACAUCUCCCGGAGCUAGAGGCAAGGGACGGAAUUUCCAUCGCCAUGGAAGAUAUAGGGACUUCUCGUGUUUGGAACAUGCGUUAUAGUUUCAGAUUUUGGCCCAACAACAAAAGCAGGAUGUAUCUCCUCGAAAACACUGGAGAUUUUGUGAGAACAAAUGGACUCCAAGAAGGGGAUUUCAUAGUCAUCUACUCGGAUGUGAAAUGUGGAAAAUAUUUGAUCCGAGGAGUGAAGGUACGGCAACCUGCAGGGCCCAAACCAGAGAACAAGAGGGCAGGAAAAUCGCAAAGAAACUCGCAUGCAAAUUGUCCAGCUGCUGCUAAUAAUGGCUCUGGCUCUCAAAAACAAACAGUAAAGUGAUCAUAGAGACAAGGAAGAUGGCACACUCUCUCUCCUUCAUGCAUGAAAAUGAGUGGACAAAUGGAGGGUGAGAUUUCCAGCUGGGGCAGUUAGUUAAUUUGUUUGAAACCCUAGAUUCUCUAGCUACAAUCACCAUGUAAUCUUUGGUUUCUCAGUCAAAGUAGAGAUUGCAGAUCACAAAUGCCGAGACUAUAAAGGAGGGUUGGCUUGUGGUGCUAUUUACUAGCCAUGAUGUUCUCCAUGUUUAAGGAUAUUAAUUUCAAGCUAGCACAUAUAUUAAAUGUGUGGACCUGUACUAAUGUAUGAUUGUAUUGUUAAUAACCACUUGGUGGGGGUGUCGAUCCCGUAUAUGUUA